Molecule: messenger RNA, 1047 nt
Organism: Penicillium atrosanguineum
Lineage: Eukaryota; Fungi; Ascomycota; Eurotiomycetes; Eurotiales; Aspergillaceae
Product: C2H2-type zinc finger protein
Exons: 3
Coding region: 1-1047 (348 amino acids)
Biological process (GO): regulation of transcription by RNA polymerase II
Cellular component (GO): nucleus
Molecular function (GO): DNA-binding transcription factor activity, RNA polymerase II-specific; RNA polymerase II cis-regulatory region sequence-specific DNA binding
Source: RefSeq, a predicted model, not a curated record
AUGACGAUGGUAAUGGAAAACCAGAACCGCCCUUAUGGCGGCAUGAGCUUCGACAAUGUCUAUCACCACAACCCACCGCAAUUCACAGACCCUUGGGCAGCACACACCACCUCGCACUCGACCCCUCCAGUCUACGCGACUUCCAUGGGCAACAGCACCAACCUUCCUAUCAACGCCAAGGAGGAGGUCGGUCGCGCCGCCGCCAUGUCCAUGCCCUAUCCUAGCAUCCCCGUGCCCGCGCCUUCACUUGUGCCUGGCAACAGCUACACAACUGGCUACGGCCCCGAGGUAAUGGGAAUGCAACACGAAGUACCGAGGACCGGCUUCGAGCAGCCCCCAAACUAUACCACUGCGCCGCCUAUGAGCAACUUCUCCCCGGCCACCUAUGCGCCAGUCAGCUACGCCCCGAUUCACCCGUCUCAGUCACAAGACGCUCGUCGCAUUUCGCAUUCAGAUGCUCGCGUGGGUUCUUCAGUACCCGCGCCUACUCCUACCUUUGGCGACGCGCUCGACGCCAGCCGCGGAAUGGUGGCGCUCAGCCAGGACUUGACUCCUCGCAACAUUUAUGGCCCUCGCGGCGCGCGAGGCUCUGCCGAUUCCUAUGGCUUCCCUUCGGCUCACAGUUCGGCCUCAUCCAUCUCCUCCGGCAGCAACUAUCCCUACUACAGUGCCUCGGUGGGCUCUGUUGACUCAUCCGUCACCGACUACAGCUCCACAACAUCCGAGUCCUACGAGUCGCGGACUCUCCCAAGGCCGGCCAACCUUCUGGCUGGAAGCGCGCCUCCUGGCCCUCAGUCGAUGAUGAGCCAGUUCAGCUCGAAGAUGCCUUCCAACACCCAGAAGAAGCACAAGUGCAAGGUCUGCGACAAGCGCUUCACUCGUCCUUCUUCUCUGCAGACACAUAUGUACAGCCACACUGGCGAGAAGCCAUUCGCAUGCGAUGUUGAAGGUUGCGGGCGACACUUCUCCGUGGUUUCCAACUUGCGCCGGCACAAGAAGGUGCACAAGGGUGAAAAGGAAGGCGACUCGCCCGACGAGGACGAAUAA